This is a messenger RNA of Papaver somniferum (opium poppy), 3059 nucleotides long. RefSeq names its product serine/threonine-protein kinase RIO1-like. The coding region runs from base 123 to 2738 and encodes 871 amino acids. Gene Ontology annotation, biological process: protein phosphorylation. Gene Ontology annotation, molecular function: ATP binding; protein serine/threonine kinase activity. The record is from RefSeq and is a predicted model, not a curated record. The transcript is spliced from 22 exons. Lineage: Eukaryota; Viridiplantae; Streptophyta; Magnoliopsida; Ranunculales; Papaveraceae.
UCCAUAAAACGGGUUCCAAGACGAACUGGGAAUAAGACUAGGAUUUUCACCUCUUUCUUUUCUUCUUACUCGUUCUCAUCAGAUCACAAAAUUCGUAUUUUCACCUAGCAAUCUUAAUUACCAUGAACAAUACUACUACUUUGCGUUCUCAAAACCAUGAUUCUUAUCAUCAACAACGAAGAAUCCCUAAAUCGAAAGGUAGAAGAAACCCUAAAAUCGAUUCGGAAGAAGAAUUUUCGUUGUCAGAUAAUGAUGUAAUUGGAGAAGCAGCUUUAAGUUGGUUACAUUAUUAUUUUAAAGAUGAUGGAGCUGUUGUUCAUCUGUGUUCUAGACUACCUGGAGGUCAUCUUCAGCCUACCUCUAAUCGAAACCCUAACCAUCAACAUCGACCUUCCCCAUUACAGGAGAGGGAAGGCAAGGAAAAUAUGAAUACUGUUACAACUGCUAUGCGUCAAAGUCUCCGAGUAGCCGCCAAUGGCGCAAUUAAAACCACUGACAAAAGAUACUGUGCUACUCUUGAACAGGCUAUUGAUGCAAGAACCCGUAUAGUGUUGUUGAGAAUGCUGAAUUGUGCUGUCAUUGAUGACAUUAAUGGCUGCAUUGCUACUGGGAAACAAGCCAAUGUUUAUCAUGCGACAAAACAUGAUGGUCAAGAAUUUGCAGUAAAGAUCUAUAAAACUUCAGUUAUAGGAUCCAAGGACAGGGAUCGUUAUACACAAGUGGAUUAUCGUUUUAGGCAUCGUUACCGCAAGCACAAUCCCUGGAAAGUGGCUAAGACUAGGGCUGAAAAAGAAAUGAGUAACCUUAUGAGGCUAAAGGCAGCAGGGAUCAGGUGUCCAACUCCAAUACAUUUGAAGCUUCAUGUGUUGGUUAUGGAAUUCAUAGGAAAAUCAGGGUGGGCUGCUCCUCGUCUCAAGGAUGCAAAUCUGUCUCAAGACAAGAUGCGUGAUUGCUAUGUACAGGUUAUUUUGGUGAUGCGGAAUUUAUACCAAAAGUGCAAACUGGUGCAUGGAGACUUGAGCGAGUAUAAUAUACUCUACCACGAGGGUAACUUGCACAUUAUUAAUGUUUCCCAAUCUGUGGACCUUGACCAUCCUCUUGCGUCAGACAUCUUACGUCAGGAUUGCAUUCGUGUUUCUGAUUUUUUCUGGAUGAAUGGCGUGGGAGUUAUGACCAUGUGGGAACUGUUCGAUUUCAUAGUAGAUUCAUCUAUUACUGAUGAAUCUGUGGGAUGUUAUUUAGAAAAGAUGCAACAGAAGAUUUUGUUUAGGGAUAGUUUGACGUAUGUGGACGAUAGGAAGAUGUUCAGAACGCUUGCUCAACAGAAGGACGCCGAGGAGGAUGUUGACAUGAUCAUGGAUUACCAGGAUGCCAUGGAUUUGACAAUUAUAAUUCCAGAAUUCGAGGAAUCUCUUUUGCCAGGUCAAGAGCAGUUGCGGCUACUAAUGCAGCCAAAUAAAUGGAACAUAAAUAAUAUCUUUGAACGAACAGACAUCUCAACCAGCAGUGGAACAGAUGAAAAUGGCGAUUCUAGUGAUACACAGGAAACACUCCCUGCAGAUAAAAAAGCAGCUCUAAAAGAGAACAAGAGAGACCGUGCUUGUGUUGAACAGGCCAUUGACAUUGAUUCAAGAACUCGUAUGGUGUUGUUCAAAAUGAUGAAUGAAAAAAUAUUUGAUGAGAUUAAUGGCUGCAUUUCUGCUGGGAAACAAGUCAAUGUCUAUCUUGUGUCAAAACGUGAUGGUCAAGAAUUUGCAGUAAAGGUCUAUAAAACUUCAGGAUUCAAGGGUUUUAAGCAGGGUGACUGCAAGCAGAAUCGCAGAAAAAUGGUGAAGACUAAGGCAGAAAAAGAAAUGAGGAACCUUGUGAGGCUAAAGGAAGCAGGGAUCAAGUGUCCAACUCCAAUACUUUUAACGCUUCCUGUUUUGGUUAUGGAAUUCAUAGGAAAAUCAGGGUCAGCUGCUCCUCGUCUCAAGGAUGCAAAUCUAUCUGAAGACAAGAUGCGUGAAUGUUAUGUACAGAUUAUUAUGGUGAUGCGAAAUUUAUACCAAAAGUGCAAUCUGGUGCAUGGAAACUUGAGCGAAUAUAAUAUACUCUAUUACGAGGAUAACUUGCACAUUAUUGAUGUUUCCCAAUCUGUGGACCUUGACCACCCUCUUGCGUCAGACAUCUUACGUGAGGAUUGCAUUCGUGUUUCUGAUUUUUUCAGGAUGAAUGGCGUGGGAUGUAUGACCGUUUGUGAACUACUCGAAUUCAUAGUAGAUUCAUCUAUUACUGAUGAAUCUGUGGAAUGUUAUUUAAAAGAGAUGCAACAGAAAAUUUUGGCUAUGGGAAAUGUGUUCCCCGUGGUUGAUAAUACUGCAGAUUGUAUUUCUGGGAAGGGCGCCGUGGAGGAUGUCAACGGGAUUCCAAGUGGCCAGGACAUCAGAUGUUUGACAUAUCCAAAACAGCCCAAGGAAUCAGACAUAAAUGGUACCUUUGCUGAACAGACCAACAAGUUUGGAGCCAUAUCUGGGCCAGAUGAGGAGCAGCAGGAGGCACCCCCCACGGACAAAAAAGCAGCUCGAAAAGAGAACAAGAAGAAAGUCAAAGAAGAGGAGGAGGCUGGCAAGAGUACACAUGGGACACUCCCUGCAGACAAGAAAGCUGCUCGAAAAGAUCACAAAAAGAAAGUCAAAGAAGAGAGGAGAGAGGCUCGCAAGAGUUUAACUUUACAAGAUGUGAUGCGAAGAAGGUAAUAUUAGGAUUAGCAUAGACGGAGCUGUGUGCUUCUCCUGGAUUCAGGGCCUUAGAAUUUGACAUCUUUUCUUGAAGUAUUGACAUUGUUUUGUUUGUAAAAGAAAAGCAACAGCAUGUUGAUAUCUAUUGUGGUAGAGAAGGAAUGUCAAAGACAAGUAUUCAAGAAUCUACUCAUGGAGUAUUUGCCACUAAAUUUCUGUACAACAUUGGCUCUAGACAGAUCAGUUUCUCGAGUGGAGGAAAAUGUUGCAUCUAAAAUUAGGGAAAUAACAGUAUCUUGUGCCUGUUGGCUGUAAAUAAUACUUACCAUCACUUUUCCA